This is a messenger RNA of Nerophis lumbriciformis (worm pipefish), 2612 nucleotides long. RefSeq lists its product as uncharacterized. Gene Ontology annotation, molecular function: DNA-binding transcription factor activity, RNA polymerase II-specific; RNA polymerase II cis-regulatory region sequence-specific DNA binding. The record is from RefSeq and is a predicted model, not a curated record. Gene Ontology annotation, cellular component: PcG protein complex; transcription regulator complex; chromatin. Gene Ontology annotation, biological process: regulation of transcription by RNA polymerase II. NCBI's taxonomy places the organism in Eukaryota, Metazoa, Chordata, Actinopteri, Syngnathiformes, Syngnathidae.
UAUCCGGCGAAGAUAUGUAACCCAGUUCUAAGUGACAACUAAUUAUACAUCUAGAUCUGUUUUGUUCAUCUUUGGGGCGAAAUUUAAGGCAGACGUGUAUUUUGAAAGUAUACCGGAAAAGGCGCAUUUGAUGAAGAACGGAGAUGAAGAAAAUAUCCGGCGAAGAUAUGUAACCCAGUUCUAAGUGACAACUAAUUAUACGUCUAGAUCUGUUUUGUUCAUCUUUGGGGCGAAAUUUUGUUUGUUGCAAGGAGGACUUUAUAGCGAUGCACACCGGAAACAAAACGUGGAGAAAACGGUUGGCUUGUGAAGCUGACCUCUAGCAGGCAAUGGUUGGUCAUCAAGAAGAACAUCUUUCUCAGUCGCAUGGGGAGAGCUCCACUUUGGGGCAGGAGGAUCCACAGCCCCCUCAGCUUAAGAAGGAAGAGGAGGAACUUGUGGUCACUCAGGGGAGAGAGCCUCUUCCAGGACUGGAAGAAACUGUUCUGACUGUUGUCUCUGUGAAGACGGAAGACGACGAGGGCGAACCACAAGCCGACAACCUCUCAGCUCCACUGUCAUGUAGUGAUGACGUGUCGUCACAUUCUGCUGAGGAGGAAGACUGGGACCAUCCCCAAGAACAUUUGAGCAACUAUACAGACUGUGAAGGUGAUCUUAGGACUCAAACGGACAACAAGCACUCUGAAUGUUCUGAAAAGAAAACAGAUGUCCGACAGCUGAUGAGUUGUCAUGAAAAACUUCCCCCUCAGUCGCAAAAGAGGACAUCUACUUUGGAGCAGGAGGAUCCACAGCCCCGGUACCUUAAAGAGGAAGAGGAGGAAUGCUGGAUGACUCAGGGUGGAGAGUAUCUUCCAGAGCAGGAGGAAACCGACCUCACCAAGUUCCCACUGACCUGUGCCUUUGUGAAUAAUGACGACCAUAAAGACAAAGCACCCGAGUCCUCACAACUUCAUCGCAGUCCAAGUGAAGAGACCAAAGCGAGGCGGCUUUCGAGCAGCAGCUCACCACAACACCUAACAGAAGCCGACGGAGGAUCACGAGCAGACAACUUCUUUGCUCCACUAUCAGAUCAUUACUGUUCUGAGGAUGAAGACAUGGAUGAGAUCCGAGAGCCUUUGAGCAGCAAUACAGACUGUGAAGGCGAUAUGAGGACUCAAACUGACAACACACACUCUGAAUGCUCUAAAAAGAAGACAGGUAAAAGAUGCUUUGUCUGCUCAGUUUGUGCUAAAAGAUUUACUCUCAGGAGAAAUUUGACUCAACACAUGCAGGUGCACAUAGGUGAGAAACCUUUCGGUUGUUCCGUUUGUGGUAAGAAAUUCACGCGAAAGGUAACCAUUGCAUCACACAUGAGAACGCACACGGGUGAAAAACCUUUUGAGUGCUCAAUUUGUGGCGGUAAAUUUGCGCAGAGGUCCACCUUGAACACACACAAGAGAACGCACACUGGAGAAAAACCUUUUAGGUGUUUAGUUUGCGGCGACUCGUUCGCUCAGAGAGCCACUUUGAAUGCACACUUACGGACGCACACGGGUGAGAAACCUUUUCCUUGCUCGUUUUGUGGCAAAAUCUUUUCCUAUAAAGGUAAUAUGAAAGUGCACAUGAGGACACACGCAGCGCAAAACACUUUUAGUUGUUUGGUUUGUGGCGCUAGCUUCUCACGUAAAAUCUUUUUGAGGGAACACAUGUGGACGCACAAUAUCGAAUGAAAGUUUUCCUCACCACUUUUAAAAGAAGUGUAAUGUCACACGUGAGAAGUCAACUAGAAAAUGAGUUCCAAGGUAGAUUGUAGCAAAAUACAACUUGAAAUCAACGCCGAAGGAAAUAAAAAGUGUUGACUGUCACGUUCAAACACUGAGGACAUCUAUUAAACAAGACAAAAGGCAAGGAAUCAAACAGAGACAGAAUUCAAUUUGGACUCAAUAUUGAGGAGAGACAUGGCCACUGCACUCUCUGUACAGUCUUGCACCACGCUCUGACCAAGAAGGUUUUCGUCUCCUCUUUUAUUCAGAUGUUCAAUGUUCACGCACCAACCCAUGUCACAGCAGGAAUGGGAAGUAUGUAAAACAGUCAUUGUUUUCGGUCUCAUUGAAGUCCAAGAAGAGGAUUUCUCGGGCUUGGGCUCUUCCUGGAUCCAGCUGGGGCAGGUGUUGGAGGACAAUGGAUAACCCCUCCCGUCUCCUGACCACAGCAACUUCAAGAGGGCAGCGGGUCGUAAAUAGCGUUGACCUCGGUUACCAAAUAGUUGGAAGAGAGUUUGUGAAAUACUUCAGAGAGAGUUCGUUUAACACUUCAAAGAGAGUUCCUCUGGAAGUUGAGCAGAUCCUGCCAUCUGUCCGUGUUGAAAUCACAGUGGCGUUUCACGAGCCUUCUUCCUCUUGUUAGGCCUCGAAAGACAGCAUUCAUAAUACAACGUUUCUUUUGUGAUAACUUACAAUUAUUCCAACAUUGACUUUCUACUUUCUUUUGUCUGUUGACAACGUGAAUGUUGGAGUUUUGGAGUUUUUCCUCACCUUCCUUCUUGACUAAGAAGUGUACAUCAAUGUUCAUGAAAGUAUGUUUGUGUUGUGGCAAUAUUUUGCAUUAUUGUAAUAAAAUUGGAUGGCGAUCAA